CUUAGUUUGUAAUAUCUGUAACGGAAGUAAAUCGAUUCUCUGCCUGACAUUUGUUUCCUGUUGUCCGCACUGACAACAGAAGCAGUAGCCAGAAGCUCUUCGGAGUGAAAACAGAAAAAAACUGCCCUGACCAGCUCGAUCUUAGUGAGAGAGAGACAAGGGAAGGCAGUAAAAAUGGAUGGAGAAGAAAAAACCUAUGGUGGCUGUGAAGGGCCAGAUGCCAUGUAUGUGAAAUUGAUCUCCUCUGAUGGCCAUGAGUUUAUUGUGAAGAGAGAACAUGCUCUGACAUCUGGAACAAUCAAAGCUAUGCUUAGUGGUCCUGGCCAGUUUGCUGAGAAUGAAACAAAUGAAGUCAACUUUCGAGAGAUCCCAUCUCAUGUUCUUUCUAAAGUGUGCAUGUACUUCACAUACAAAGUCCGCUAUACUAAUAGUUCAACAGAAAUCCCAGAAUUUCCUAUUGCCCCAGAGAUAGCGUUGGAGCUACUGAUGGCUGCAAACUUCUUAGAUUGUUAAACAUAAAAAAGAAACACUCAUACACACGUCUGGCUGCAGAAUAAAUAUGAAAAGCAAAUUAUUAUUGGUUUAUUUUAUUGCUUUUUAAGGUUUUCAAACAAUUGCUGAAACUGCUAAAUGAGAGGUAUAACAGUUUUUGGUCACUUGUCCUAUUUAACCUGUAAUUUCUUUAAUAAAAAAAAAAAAAAUUUUUCUUUUACUUUAUUGUUUUAGGCUUUGGCCCAGUAUUAACUUAUAACUUAAUUUCUGUAUUGCAAAAUAAAGAUGCUUGGAGUAAUAUUCUCCUAUUAAAUGUUUUCAAGAUUAGAGUCAAACAGACAUGUAAUUUUACAAUGUGUCUUUUUAUGUUAAUUCAGUUGAAAUAGAUUUGUCAUACCUUUUCUGCAUGUGGAUUUAUCAGACAGAAGUCUUAUAAUUCAUUCAUCGGUUGUUUAAUGAAUAAAUCCAGUUGUUCUUGAAAA
Messenger RNA from Ctenopharyngodon idella (grass carp), 974 nucleotides. It is a transcript of the gene elocb, whose product is annotated as elongin C paralog b. The transcript is spliced from 4 exons. The coding region runs from base 175 to 513 and encodes 112 amino acids. Gene Ontology annotation, molecular function: protein-macromolecule adaptor activity. Gene Ontology annotation, cellular component: elongin complex. Gene Ontology annotation, biological process: ubiquitin-dependent protein catabolic process. Lineage: Eukaryota; Metazoa; Chordata; Actinopteri; Cypriniformes; Xenocyprididae. The record is from RefSeq and is a predicted model, not a curated record.